AUGGCAAAGCUUCUCAAAAGCUUGAACACAAAUAAAACCACUGGCCCCGUUGGAAUACCACCAAACGUAUUGAAGAAAUUAGCAGCUGAACUAUGCAACUCUUUUAAACCUAUACCAAUAAAAGGAAAUAAGACGGUUCCCAAUAACUACCGUCCUAUGGCUUUAGUCGCGACUAUUACCAAAGACAUGAAGAAAGUCGUUAAUUUAAAAUAUCUUGAGUCUGCUAACACCAUCAGCUACCAUCGAUACGGCCUUCAUAAACAUAAAUCAACCAGGGAUCUCCUGGUCUAUGUCACCAACGUAUGGCAAUUGUAA
Diorhabda sublineata is the source of this 315-nucleotide messenger RNA. RefSeq lists its product as uncharacterized. Bases 1 to 315 code for a protein of 104 amino acids. The record is from RefSeq and is a predicted model, not a curated record. The transcript has a single exon. Lineage: Eukaryota; Metazoa; Arthropoda; Insecta; Coleoptera; Chrysomelidae.